CGUCAAAACUGGGACAGUCGGCAGCUCUGGCUUCUGCAGCUUGAGGUGCUCCGAGUUCACACGGGUGUAGGGCUGUUUCUGAUACUCUCGGCACCGUCAUCUUCACCGGCGUGAACUAGUAAAGUUUGGACACACUUCUCCAUGGCCUGGGCAUCAGUUCCUGGCUGAGCCAUUUUCAUUUUGGCUUAAAGCCCCCGCCCAGAGGCCGAUUCGUCGCGGCGGCGGUGGAGAUCGCAGGUCGCUCAGUCUUGCAGAUGGGUCAAGGGCUGUGGAGAGUGGCCAGAAACCAGCAGCUACAACAGGAAGGCUAUAGUGAGCAAGGCUACCUCACCAGAGAGCAGAACAGGAGAAUGGCUGCAAGCAACAUUUCUAACACCAAUCAUCGUAAACAAGUCCAAGGAGGCAUUGAUAUAUAUCAUCUUUUAAAGGCAAGGAAGUCUAAAGAACAAGAAGGAUUCAUUAACUUGGAAAUGUUGCCUCCUGAGCUAAGUUUUACCAUCUUGUCCUAUCUGAAUGCAACUGACCUCUGCUUGGCUUCAUGUGUUUGGCAGGACCUUGCUAAUGAUGAACUUCUCUGGCAAGGGUUGUGCAAAUCCACUUGGGGUCACUGUUCCAUUUACAAUAAGAAUCCACCUCUAGGAUUUUCUUUUAGAAAACUGUAUAUGCAGCUAGAUGAAGGUAGCCUUACCUUUAAUGCCAACCCAGAUGAGCUACGUAUAUCAACAUAUAGCAUUCUUGUUAUUACCUCCUCUAGAGCAUUUGGAGGGGAGGCAGAGAAAAGAGCCACAGGGAACAAGAAUCUCCAAAGGACACCGUUCAUGUCACGGAUAUGGGUAACCAAACUCCACAGCAACUGCUGGCAGUGGCUCAUGGGGUGGGGGAGAACAUCUGCACAAUUUGUGGGAGUGAACUACUUUAUGUCCAAGGGUAUCCUAGAUGACUCGCCAAAGGAAAUAGCAAAGUUUAUCUUCUGUACAAGAACACUGAACUGGAAAAAGCUGAGAAUCUAUCUUGAUGAAAGGAGAGAUGUCUUGGAUGACCUUGUAACACUGCAUAAUUUUAGAAAUCAGUUCUUGCCAAAUGCACUGAGAGAAUUUUUUCGUCAUAUCCAUGCCCCUGAAGAGCGUGGAGAAUAUCUUGAAACUCUUAUAACAAAGUUCUCACAUAGGUUCUGUGCUUGUAAUCCUGAUUUAAUGCGGGAACUUGGCCUUAGUCCUGACGCUGUUUAUGUACUGUGCUACUCUUUGAUUCUACUUUCCAUUGACCUCACUAGCCCUCAUGUGAAGAAUAAGAUGUCAAAAAGAGAAUUUAUUAGAAAUACUCGUCGUGCUGCUCAAAACAUUAGUGAAGAUUUUGUAGGGCACCUUUAUGACAACAUCUACCUUAUUGGCCAUGUGGCUGCAUAAAAGCACAAUUACUAGGACUUCAACUUUCUACUUCAGACUAAAAGCUACCGAAGGACUUAUUUAGCAAAUAUGGGGGUUUCAUCAGUGCUGGCCCUUCUAGCCUCUGUAUACAAUCAAGCUUGAGUAUACAACCUCUUUUUCUUUCACUAUCUUCUUUUUUAGUAAUUUCCUUGGAGAACUAAGUAACUUUGGAGAAUUUUUCUUAAUUUUGCUUAUCAUGUUUUGCACAAAGCACAGCCAUUGUCUAACACAACUGUUGAAAGAAUGUUAAACUGACACACAUUAUACUCUAUAAGAUGGUGUAUUUGUGCAGUAGAUUUGCCUGAAAAACUUUAUCCAUUCUUUUUUAAGAUUCCACAUAAUGUGUACAUAUUUAACUAAAGAGAUUUAUAAUCAUAAUUAUUUUAUUGUAAAGAUUUUAACUAAAGUUUUUUUCCUUUUCUCUCAAACUGGGUUCUGAAAUUUAUUUGGUUCUUAUCUGAGAAUAUUGUUGUCUUUGUAAAAGUAGGAUCUGACGUCAAAUGGAAACCAAUACCAGCUAUCCUUGUCUUUGGACUUCCAAGAGUGUUGGUUUGUUACUAUAUUACUAUGCAAAACUCAUACUUACUUGUAUAAUAUAAAUUUAACAUUUGAUUCUUCAUUUUUAAAACUUCUGAGUUAGUCAGUUCUCAGUAAGUCCUUUAAACCACUUAAGUUUUAAAAAUGUGUCUGAAUUUAACAUUUACACUUAUCAGAACAGAAUACAUGUUAUUAGAACUCUAAUAAAUCUCUGCUUACUUAUAGCUGAACUAAUCACACUUUACUCCUUUCCUAAUCUUGAUAAUCUCUGUUCAAAAUUCAUUGAGAAAGGGAUAUUGUGACGAUGGUAUAUAGUCUUUGUUCAUUCAUUUAGUAAAUAUUCAUCAAGGGACUUCCAUGUGCUAAGCACUGUACUAGGUAUUAGUAAUACCUAGACAUCAGCUCUGCAUUCACAGGAGUUACAUAAUUGGAUAAACCCUACUAAAUGGAGAGCAGAUGUAUUCAGUGUGUCUUAAUUAAUAAUUAUUUAGUGGUUAAAGAGUGUUGGAUUUACACAGCAUUGGAUUGAUAGAGAAUAUUGUAUUUAUAUAGUAAGUUAAACAACAAAAGGUUUGGAGUGACAGAAUAUGAUGGUAGAGCUGCUAGCUUGAGGUAAGGGAGUUGGAGUAGAGACUUCUUAUUAGAAGUGUAGAAUCCUGGCUUCCUUUCAUAUAUGACCCUAAAUCCAUAGAGAUUUUUAAUAUUACAGCUGUAGUAGUAUACUAUAGAUUUUUAAAGGACAAAAAUAAGGUAAUCAAAUCAUUUUUAAU
Molecule: messenger RNA, 2734 nt
Organism: Urocitellus parryii (Arctic ground squirrel)
Lineage: Eukaryota; Metazoa; Chordata; Mammalia; Rodentia; Sciuridae
Gene: Fbxo8
Product: F-box protein 8
Biological process (GO): regulation of ARF protein signal transduction
Molecular function (GO): guanyl-nucleotide exchange factor activity; protein binding
Source: RefSeq, a predicted model, not a curated record